This is a messenger RNA of Rotaria sordida, 759 nucleotides long. The record is from the annotation of a GenBank genome assembly. Lineage: Eukaryota; Metazoa; Rotifera; Eurotatoria; Philodinida; Philodinidae.
AUGAAAGAACAAAAUCAAUUAUUGAUUUAUACAAUAAUGUUCAAGGAUGGUAUUGAUGGAAAUAAUAAUGUUCCACUAGCACACGCUAUAUUAACAGAUCAUACAGUUCCGGGUAUCGGUUAUUUUCUUGGCAAUGUAAUUCAUAGUGUCAAUCAAGUGACAACAAAGAAAAAACUACGCCCACAUUCAUUUAUCGUUAUCGAUUUUUCUGCUGCUCUUAUGAAUGCCGCUCUUCAACAAUUCAAUAUUGAAACUGUUAACAGACAUCUCAAACGAUGCUGGAAUGUUAUACAUGGCAAAUAUAGUGCUGAAAUUAUUCGAUCAUCAUCUUUUAUUCAUUUGUGCUGUUGUCACGUUAUGCAUGCCGUUGCAAGAAGUCUGAAUGCUGAAAAAAUUGAAAAGAAAACGCGUGAAGCAGUAUUAUAUAUAUUCGCUUAUAUGUUAUGUGGCAAUGAUAUAAAUCAAUUAUAUAAUACAUUGGGAUUAGUGAUUGAUAUAUUCGGCGAUCCAAAUGAACAGAACGCAAAAAAGAAGCUUGAUCGAAUAUGUUCUCUUCAAUUAAACGUUGAUGAAGAAAGUGAGUCAGUUUUAAAGGAUUUUGAUAAUAUUUUUAAAACAGCUGAAAAGAAAGAAGAAGAAUUAAAACUUGUCGAUGAAUAUUUUGAUUCCAAUGAACCUAUCAUUCAUCAAUCACCAUUCAAUAAAGAAGCUAUCAAACGUUAUCCAUUGCUGAAUGAGAUAGUAAUUAAAAAAAAAUAA